Messenger RNA from Aspergillus homomorphus CBS 101889, 4278 nucleotides. RefSeq lists its product as uncharacterized. The transcript is spliced from 3 exons. Gene Ontology annotation, molecular function: ATP hydrolysis activity; ATP binding; ABC-type transporter activity. The record is from RefSeq and is a predicted model, not a curated record. Gene Ontology annotation, biological process: transmembrane transport. Gene Ontology annotation, cellular component: membrane. Lineage: Eukaryota; Fungi; Ascomycota; Eurotiomycetes; Eurotiales; Aspergillaceae. Bases 1 to 4278 code for a protein of 1425 amino acids.
AUGGCGCUCCUUUGCCUAUGCAGAUCAGGUCUUCAGUUUUGGACUUCUAGAUCAAGACUGAAAUCUCGCAGCCAUGUCGUUCGAUCAUUCACCAUCGUCCCCGUCCGAGGUAAUCCUUCACCGACUGACUCCCCCAUUGACCCAAUACUGACCAAAGUCCAGACUGAUCUCGAGAAGACAGAAAGCCCAUCAGACCAACUACCGAUCUAUCGCCAUGAUGGUCGCGCUCUCGGGGUUGCUUUCGACAACAUUACGGUGAAGGGCAACAGUGGGGGUCGACGGACGGUGCAGGAUCUUCCGCAGAUUCUCGUGAAUAUCCUUGCAGCACCACUGCAUUUCACCCGAGCCACGCUCGCUCGCAACACGCGAUCGCCAUGCAACAUCGUUCAGGGGGUAUCCGGUGUCAUCUUUCCCGGGGAGACGAUGUUGGUACUAGGCCGCCCCGGCUCUGGGUGCACGACCAUGCUCAAGGUCAUUGCUAAUAAUCGUGACUCGUUCGAAGCAGUCGAGGGACACGUUCAAUACGGAGGAUGUGAGGCCGACGACAUGACCAAUGAGCUGAAGUCAGAGGUAGUCUACAGCUCCGAGGACGAUGUGCAUUUUCCGACCUUGACAGUGCGCAACACGCUGGACUUUGCUUUGAAGCUUCGCAAGCCCGCCAAUCAUCCUGGAAAGGAUGCCCAGUUUUCCGCCGAGUACAGCAACAGAUUGAUGCAAGCCUUGGGCAUUGCCCAUACAAGAGACACCGUUGUGGGUGACUCGUACAUUCGAGGCAUUUCGGGAGGCGAACGCCGCCGCGUCUCGCUGGCAGAGGCUAUGACGGUGAACUCGACGCUCGUCAGCUGGGAUAACCCCAUCCGGGGCCUGGACAGCUCCUCCGCUCUAGCAUUUCUGCGGCUGCUGAAACGCAUGUCUCGGGCCACCGGCAUGGCGAACGUUGUGACCUUGUACCAAGCGUCGGAAAGUAUGUACCACGAUUGUUUUGACCGUACUUUGGUCAUGUACGACGGACGCAUGAUCUUCUCCGGGAAUGUAGCCGACGCGAAGCAAUAUUUUGUGGACCUGGGAUUCCAUUGCCCAGACCGGCAGACCACUCCGGACUUUCUGACCGCGGUGACCUCACCGGCCGAACGGACCAUACGCCCCGACUACCAGGGCCCCUUAUACCUGGACCCCGACUCCCUCGCGAAGGCGUUCCAGCAGAGUCCCCAUUUCAUCCAGCUGCAGAAGGACUUGAAGCAGUACGCCACCAACGCCCAAGCCAGCAACAAGACGGAAUUUCGGCAGCACGUAAGCGAAGUGCGAUCAAAAUGGGCUCCCAAGCACGCAAUCGAGCCGGCCACUAUCUGGAAGCAGAUUGUCGUGGGCACCGAGCGAUACUACCGCUUAUUCUGGGGCGAUUGGAAGACAUUCCUUACCGUCCUCGCGCUGUGCAGCACCAACGCCGUCAUCGCCGGCUCCGGAUUCUAUGCGGCACCUAAAACCGCAUCUGGUUCUUUUGAGCGGAGCGGAGCUCUCUUUUUCACAGUUGCAUAUUUCUGUCUUAAUGCCUUGACAGAGGUGGUCAAGACCGUCAAUGCACGAUCCAUCUUGCUUAAACAGCAUAAUAUGGGCCUUAUUCAUCCGGUAGCCUAUGCAAUCAUCCAGACUCUUGCCGACAUCCCGUCCGCGCUCAUUCAGACAGUCGUUUUUGCGUGCUGUUACUAUUUUCUGAUCGGACUGAGUGAGACCGCCUCACAGUUCUUUAUCUUUGUUCUUAUCGCCUUUGUACACUACUCUGCUGUAUCGACAAUGUUCCGGAUGCUUGGGGCAUGGUCUCCGAGCUUAAACAUAUCACAUCUACUCGCAGGGUGCGCCCUUCCGGUCUGCUGCCUCUACUCCGGAUACGGUCCCCCGGUCCCAACCAUGCAUCGAUGGGGUUCCUGGAUCCGCCGCGUCUCGCCUACGCCUUAUGCGCUGGAGGCGUUGAUUGGGAAUGAGUUCUACAAUAUUGAGUUGCACUGCACUGACUCCCAGCUCAUCCCUUCCGGUCCUGGAUACAACGAUAUUCGCUAUCAAGCGUGCCCCAUGCAAGGCGCUCAUCCCCACUCACCGUUUGUAGAUGGCGCUGUGUAUGCGCAAGGCAUGUACGCUUACACACGCAGCCAUCUUUGGCGGAAUUUCGGCAUCAUUCUUGUCUUUUGGUUCCUGUACACUGUGCUUGGGGCCGUGGGUCUCCGAGUGAUGACUCGAGACAGUAGCAAUGCCGCCGGUCCGGUGUACAAACGCGAUGCUGAAACCAGGGAUAGUAGUAAGCAGGACUGUCCUCAAGGCAAGGAGGCCACCAGCGCUGGGCCUCCUCCGUCCGUCGACAACCGGGCGGCUUUUACAUUCGAGAAUCUGAGCUACUUUGUGAAUGUGGGGGGCAGAGAGAAGCAACUCCUCGACAACGUCUCUGGCUAUGUUAAACCCGGGCAGCUGACCGCCUUGAUGGGAGCCUCGGGGGCCGGGAAGACAACCCUACUGGAUAAUCUUUCCCAGCGCAAAUCUGACGGUCGGACAACCGGAGAGAUUUGCCUUGGGGGCACGCACCUGAGCCCAUCCUUUGCCCGUUCCUGUGGCUUCUGCAUGCAGCAAGAUAUCCAUGAACCGAAUGCAACUGUUCGGGAGGCUCUUCAAUUCAGUGCUAUGCUCCGCCAGCCUGCGCAUACCCCCCGUGAAAAGAAAUUGGAGUAUGUAGAACAUAUCAUCUCGCUGCUGGAGCUGGAGAAUAUCGCAGAUGCGUUGGUAGGGAGUAGCGGAGACGGCCAGUUGAAUGUGGAGGAAAGGAAGCGGGUUACCAUCGGGGUUGAACUGGCUGCAAAACCUUCUUCACUCCUUUUCCUUGACGAGCCAACGUCCGGCCUGGACAGCCAAGCCGCAUUCUCCAUCGUGGCAUUCCUGCAGAAAAUCGCCGCGGAGGGAGUUCCGGUUGUUUGUACGAUCCAUCAGCCCUCAGGCGUGCUCUUUGAGAUGUUUGAUCAUGUUAUCUUACUUGCCCCUGGUGGACGGACAGUCUACUUUGGCGAGACUGGUGCCCAUGCUUCCAUCAUCUCAAGCUAUUUUGCGAGACACGGCGCCGUGAUGGGUUCCGAAGAAAAUCCGGCCGAGUUCAUUAUCUCAACAGUCACGGCCAAAGGACCCAGCGCCAAGGACUGGCCGCAUCUCUGGAAUAACUCUCCCGAGCGGCAGGCGCUCCGGGAGCGGAUUCAAACCAUCAAGUCGGCAGUGCCUCCUGCUCCGACAGUCGCCGUCGAGGUCACGCCUCGCGAGACUGGAAGUGAACAAUAUGCCUUGUCGAUCAUACCGCAGAUCAUGAUUCUGACCCAGCGACACUGGCGGGCCGUGUGGCGGAAUGGCCAGUACAACUUCAGUCGGCUGUUCAAGUCAAUCUUUUUCGAGAUGUUCGUAUCCUUUACCUUUUUCCACAUCACGAGCAGCAGUGCUGGUCUACAGAACCACAUGCUGGGUAUCCUACUCGCUACCUGGGCGAUUCCCCUCAUUGCAGCCGAUGUGCAGUCCGUAUGGUAUGAGAAGUGGUCUCUCUUCGAAGCCCGCGAGCGGAACGGAAUUUAUGAUUACAAGGCCCUACUGGCCGCAUUGGUCCUGGUUGAGAUCCCCUGGUUCCUUGGCAUGUUCACGCUCAACUUCCUCGUGACGUAUUGGACCUUUGGCUUUGCCAGCACUGCUAGUAUCGCUGGCUUUGUUUAUUUUAUGUUUCUGUUAUUUGGGCUUUUUGGCCUCGGCUUUAUCUACAUGACUGCCGCCUUGUUCCCGAAUGCCACGAUGGCCGGAUAUGCCAUGUCACUGUUUUGGGUCACAUUGUUGAUGUUUUCCGGAGCAGCCAAUCCCCGCAGCGCACUGAACAGUUUCUACCGCCCAUGGCUCUGGUGGGCAGACCCUAUGACGUAUUAUUUCGAGGCCACCGUGUCCACCGUGCUUCAUGGGGUGGAGAGGGUGCACUGCGCCGCCGGCGAGAUGGCUGUGUUUGAUCCUGUCCCCUCCCGCACCUGUGGAGAAUACCUAGCCUCGUAUCUGGCGGCUAAUCCGGGGUACGUGGUCAAUCUGCACGAACGCCAAAACUGUCAGUUCUGCCCGUAUUCCACGGGGGAUGACUACGCACAGUCCACCCUUUCAUUCUACUACGACGAGCGCUGGCGUGAUUGGGCUGUUUUCCUGGGAUUUUGUUUGACGAACCUAGUAGUAACUUUCCUCGCGACUUGGGUCUCCCGGGUAAAGCUCCGACUGUGGAGAAAGUGA